Molecule: messenger RNA, 1542 nt
Organism: Ochotona princeps (American pika)
Lineage: Eukaryota; Metazoa; Chordata; Mammalia; Lagomorpha; Ochotonidae
Gene: C1H6orf89
Product: chromosome 1 C6orf89 homolog
Exons: 10
Coding region: 395-1456 (353 amino acids)
Cellular component (GO): nucleolus; Golgi membrane
Source: RefSeq, a predicted model, not a curated record
GCUUGGGCUCUGCGGGCGGAGCGACCCUGGGCCGCGUCCGGGCCGCGGUCCCGGAAGCAGGAAGCGGUCAGCCCGUCCUCCUCUCCCGGCGGCCGCUGUCCCCCCCGGCGGGAGGAGCCCGAGGGGGCGCGGGCUCGCAUUGAUCCUGCCUGUGCCCUUGCGGUUUAAGCCACUGCUCUGAACGCCCCUCUGUGGCAAAGCUCACUUCUGCCAGAGUUGGAUGCUCUUGCUGGAGGUGGCAGCAUCCUCUUACUGAAAGUAUGUUUGUACCAUGUCAGUGCUUUGUGAGGUUAAAAGCACUUUGGGAAUGAAGUACAUGAGAUAAGAAGACCUUCUGCCUUAAAAAAAGAAAAACAGAAGAAGAGAGCAUAUAUUGGAUUUUGUAUUCGAAGACAUGGAUCUUGCUGCCAAUGAGCUCAGCAUUUAUGACAAACUCUCAGAGACUGUUGACUUGGUGAGACAGACAGGCCAUCAGUGUGGCAUGUCUGAGAAGGCAAUAGAAAAAUUUAUCAGACAGCUGCUGGAAAAGAACGAACCUCAGAGGGGGCCGCCCCAGUAUCCUCUCCUUAUAACUGUGUAUAAGGUCCUUGUAACCCUGGGAUUAAUCUUGCUCACUGCCUACUUUGUGAUUCAGCCUUUCAGCGCCUUAGCACCUGAGCCGGUGCUUUCUGGACCUCACGCCUGGCGCUCACUCAUCCAUCACAUUCGGCUGAUGUCUUUACCCAUUACCAAGAAGUACAUGCCAGAGAAUAAGGGCAUGCCUCUGCCUGGGGGUGAUGAAGACAGAACCAUUCCAGCCCAUCCUCCCUCAGACAUUGACCCCUGGUGGACCAACAGCUGUGAGCAAAAUGAGUCAGACCCUAUCCCGGCCAACUGCACCGGCUGCACCCAGAAGUUACCUCUCCAGGUCGUGCUCCUGGGGGAUGCCCCACAGAAAUUUGAGAGGCUGCAUCCUCUGGUGAUCAAGACAGCACAACCCCUGUCACCUGAAGAGAUCCAGCACGUCUCAUGCCAAUACCCGGAGGCCAUGGAAGGCUUUGCAGAAGGGUUUUUUACCAAGUGGUGGCGCUGCUUCCCAGAGCGCUGGUUCCCAUUCCCAUAUCCCUGGAGAAGUCUGCUGAACAGAUCACAAGUUUUGCAUGAGCUUUUUCCUGUUUUCAAGCACCUGCCAUUUCCAAAAGAUGCCUCCUUAAAAAAAUGUUUUCUUCUUCACCCUGAACCUGUAACGGGGAGUAAGAUGCACAGGAUGCAUGACCUGUUCACCGUUGGCAGUGGGGAGGCCAUGCUGCAGCUCAUCCCUCCCUUCCAUUGCCGAAGACACUGUCAGUCCGUGGCCAUGCCAGUAGAGGCGGGGGAUAUCGGCUAUGCCAGCGCCUCCCACUGGAAGGUCUACAUUGUAGCCAGAGGAGUGCAGCCUUUGAUCGUCUGCGAUGGAACCACUCUGCCAGAACCAUAGGAAACAGAAUUCUAUAUGGAACGGAAUGGCUUUGAGAGCUGACAACCAGAUUGCAAGAGGAGAAAUAAAACUGCAAAUGCUGACAC